UGAUGGUUUCACUAUUCUCCAUUUCUUGGCGGUCUACGCACGCGUGUCAGCAAUGAGACGCGUGUUGGAAAAAAACAACAAGAAGAUUAACACGCAAGACAAACACGAUGGAUUCACACCACUACAUUACUGUCUACGGAAUGAGAAGCUGACGCACGAGCAACACAAGGAACUCGCAAUUCUCAGUAUCACCUUUGGCGCGUCGGUGACAAUACAAGAUUUGUUGGGAAAGACGCCUCUUGAUUUGUAUGAUAAAAACGAAUGUAAAGAAUACGACGAAACCACGAGAAGUGAAAAGAAACUAGAUUUAAAAGAAUUACUUGAAAAACUAUCAACUCCAUCAGAGAUUUUAGCCAGGGGUCCCGAUGCCGUCAAAGCAUUCAAAGAUGCACUUAAAAACGGUGAAAUAACAGUUGUUAAUUCAAGACUGAUGUUUCUUGGCCAUGAGGGUUCCGGGAAAACCUCUUGUGUUAAAGCCAUGCUGGGAAAAGUGUAAGUACAACAAAAUGCCUUGUAUUAAUUCCAUAAAAUUGUAUUUUUAUAUUAUAUGGAUCAUUAUUUUCCUUGCCUUCCUUUUUAAUCGGUUUCAAUAUUUUUACGUGCAGUACAGUCCGUGCGUUUUCUACUGCAAUUUAACUUUCAAUAUUCUUUGCUUUUUGUCGUGCACGCGCUUGUCUGCUGCGCGUCCGUUUACUUGUAACUUUCUGAAAGUAAGCUCGUUGCUAUGCAAUGAGUCGAUUGUAAGCAUGGAAUGAGAAAAUGGAAAUACUUUACUGUAUUGGAUUUCAAGUUGAACAGUAAAUAGGCCUACGAGUUAUUUUUGUGUCGGGAAAAGUAUGUAUAACUUGUUAAUUAUUUAUCUUUUGUAAUAACUAUUAUUAUCAGUGUAUUUAUUAUCUAAUUGUUAUGGUUAUUAUACAGAAUUAUUUUCAUCACUGUAAUCACUAUGUAUAUUAUAAUAGUGAUUAUAAUAAUAUAAUGGUUAUGAUUAUAUUUUUAUUGUUAACAAGGACUUAUGACUGUUAACAAAGUCGUUGUUAUUACUGUAUUGUUUUAUUUAAUUAGGGACUAUUUUUAUAUUGUUCAUUCUGGCAAGCCAAAUAACAAAAAGGGACCAGCAAAAUCGGAACCACUGUCAUUUCAU
Messenger RNA from Anneissia japonica, 1144 nucleotides. RefSeq lists its product as uncharacterized. Lineage: Eukaryota; Metazoa; Echinodermata; Crinoidea; Comatulida; Comatulidae. The record is from RefSeq and is a predicted model, not a curated record. The transcript is spliced from 4 exons. Bases 53 to 496 code for a protein of 147 amino acids.